AUGACCCUGCUAUUCAAUUUACAGACAAUCCUGACAAUCAUCCUUAUUGCCGGCCUCUCGGUCCAAUGUGGUGCACUGCUCGCAAAGCGCAGUUUCUGUGGUACAGCAGCGCCUGAUGAGUCUCUCAGGGCAGAGCACAGGAGGUUAAACGAUGUAUACUCACAGCAGGACACUUCCAAAGAGAGCAACCGAGAGGCUGUGACCUCAAUUGAAAUCGAGACAUGGUUUCAUAUCGUAAGCAGCAAGGCAGCGGCAAACACGGUAUCAGACGAGAUGAUCACCAGUCAGCUUUCAUAUCUUCAAGAAGCGUACCAAAGCGCAACUAUAACAUAUCGACUGAAGGGUGUCACUCGCCAUGUGAACGAUUCGUGGGCUCGCAAUGAUGAUGAGCUAGGAAUGAAGAAUGCUUUACGAAUGGGAAACUACAGUACUCUGAAUGUCUAUUUCCAAACCGACCUUCAGGCUUCGUCAGAUGGGGGGUCCAGAGCUAGCCCCGAGGACGCUGAUUCACGGACAGAUGUAUCUGACCAGUCGUCCAAUGUUCUCGGCUUCUGUACUUUGCCCGAUCCCAGUGUGAAUGCCAGCAGUCCUCGCUCUAGUUACAUUAAAGAUGGCUGUAAUGUACUCGCGAAGACGAUGCCCGGCGGUAGUCUAGCGCAAUAUAACCAAGGCGGCACCGCGGUUCAUGAGAUUGGACAUUGGAAUGGGCUGCUGCAUACAUUUGAGGGCGAAUCAUGCUCUCCUGAUAAUGAGGGUGAUUAUAUCGAUGACACACCCGAGCAAUCUGAACCUACAAGCGGGUGUCCCACCGAGAAAGACUCGUGUCCGGAUCUGCCUGGGCUUGAUGCGAUACAUAAUUUCAUGGAUUAUUCGUCUGAUGACUGCUAUGAAAACUUUACGCCCGAUCAAGCGCAGAGGAUGAGAAGUAUGUGGGCUGCGAUGCGGGAAGGAAAAUGA
Messenger RNA from Aspergillus ibericus CBS 121593, 957 nucleotides. RefSeq names its product zinc metalloprotease. Lineage: Eukaryota; Fungi; Ascomycota; Eurotiomycetes; Eurotiales; Aspergillaceae. Gene Ontology annotation, molecular function: metallopeptidase activity. The transcript is spliced from 2 exons. The record is from RefSeq and is a predicted model, not a curated record. The coding region runs from base 1 to 957 and encodes 318 amino acids.